AUGGCCAGCCACGCCCCGGACAACAAUAGCGACUAUGCGGUGCCUUCGCCGGGCCGCUCAUUACCAGCCACUGGCGCCAAACCCGAGGAAUCCCCGGUGCCUUCGCGCUCAGCCUCGUUGGAUCCCGAUUCCCUCAUUCCAGAUAUCCCUGACCACCAUAAUGGACUGACGACCGCUGGACGGAAGCGCAAACUCAACAGCACCUCGUCGCGAGGUGUCGCCAACCUCACCCCCGAUCAAUUGGCGAAGAAACGUGCCAAUGACCGCCAAGCACAACGCGCCAUUCGUGAGCGCACCAAAACCCAUAUCGAAGCGCUUGAACAGCAAGUGAGAGAACUCGCUUCUCAGAAACCGGUCCUCGAUCUUCAAGCGGCUGUCCAGCAAAACGAGCGCAUCCGGUUAGAAAACCAAGAGCUUCGCCGGAGCCUCAAAACGGUGAUGGACAUUAUACAACCCCUACUGGCAAGACCAGAAGCCUCUGAUCUACCACCCGUCGUUUGUCAACCCAGAUCGAUCCCACCACCAUCUAAUUUAUCUCCCUUUCCCGAUUCCGACCACCUUACCCCAAAUACUCAACAUGCAGUCACAGGCGACAAGUCAUACGACGAGUCAAUUGCAAGCCUUGAUACACCUUCCCCUACAUACUCCGCCCCGGUUCUAGGAAGUCGCCGCAACAGUUCCAACGGAGGUGUUCAGUCAGCCGCGUUUCGCUCUGCAUUGGAUACCCAACGCCACAACAACGCCCACGGCUUAGACCUCAGCUUAGAAGAGCGGCUCGGCUUCAACUUCCUCCUCGACCCUUCCCACAAUGUCCCGAAGGUCGACCAGAUUCGGCGCAGUAGUUCAGAGAACUACCGCAGCCCACAACCGAAUUCAGAGCCACCACCAUACCCUCAAUUACUGGACUACUCGGCUGACCAGGAGCGGCCCGCUUUUGCGAUACCCAUUAAAAAUACCGCACCGACAUGCCCCUUGGACAGCAUCUUGUUAGACUUUCUUCACAGUAGGCAGCAAGAAGCAGCUCAAGGGAUACCGAGACAGAAGCUCGCGGGACCUCCGUAUCCCAGUGUUUCCUCGUUACUCAACCCGGAGAAGAGCGUAUACUCGCAUCCAGUGUCCAAAGUGUUCACAGAUAUUCUGCGCACUUUCCCAGAUAUCUCCUCACUUCCAGAGCAAGUGGCAGUGCUCUACACCAUGUUCCUCAUCAUGCGUUGGCAAGUAUAUCCCACGCAAGAGAAUUAUGAUCGGCUGCCCGAGUGGCAUACUCCGCGGCCCACACAGCUUCUUACCGCACACCCUGCAUGGAUAGACUAUGUCCCUUGGCCUCGAAUGCGUGAUCGCCUUGCUAUGUCCCACCAGGACUAUCCUUUUGAGAAUUGGUUCAUACCUUUCACGCGAGGCCUGAAUGUGAAUUGGCCUUAUGAGGACACCGACUGUCUCUUGUCAGCCGGUAGUUCAGAUGAGCUCCUCAUCAACCCCGUAUUUGAGCGACAUCUACGGAAUCUCUCCAACUGGUCAUUGGGUCCACUGUUUGCAGAGACCUAUCCAAAUCUGGUCGACACCACACAAAUCAGACCUGACAAGAAUUCGAGCAAACCUCCGUCUUAG
This is a messenger RNA of Penicillium manginii, 1608 nucleotides long. RefSeq names its product bZIP transcription factor. The record is from RefSeq and is a predicted model, not a curated record. The transcript has 2 exons. The coding region runs from base 1 to 1608 and encodes 535 amino acids. Gene Ontology annotation, biological process: regulation of DNA-templated transcription. NCBI's taxonomy places the organism in Eukaryota, Fungi, Ascomycota, Eurotiomycetes, Eurotiales, Aspergillaceae. Gene Ontology annotation, molecular function: DNA-binding transcription factor activity.